This is a messenger RNA of Labrus mixtus (cuckoo wrasse), 2729 nucleotides long. It is a transcript of the gene urp2, whose product is annotated as urotensin II-related peptide. Gene Ontology annotation, cellular component: extracellular region. Gene Ontology annotation, biological process: regulation of blood pressure; blood vessel diameter maintenance. The coding region runs from base 498 to 1145 and encodes 215 amino acids. The record is from RefSeq and is a predicted model, not a curated record. Gene Ontology annotation, molecular function: hormone activity. The transcript has 5 exons. Lineage: Eukaryota; Metazoa; Chordata; Actinopteri; Labriformes; Labridae.
GCGUUAGGGAAAGGAACGUGGCCGACAUACUUUUGACAAGCCCUCUUCAAGAGGCGCACUAAUGAGAGGAAACGGAAAGACAAACUUUGCUUUAAAGAUAAAAGGAGAGAUUGAACUGUAAAUCUGAGAAGACAGCGAGCUUGAGUAGACGAACACCAACAUAUGGUUGAAGCACAAAGAAGAAAAUCAAGAAAUUUAAUGACUUAUCGCAACUGAAGAGCUUCCUGAGAACUUUUGAAAUAACAGAAAAUCAAAAGAAAAGCAACUGAAAGAGUCAAAGUGUCGGAAGAGACCAGAAGAAGACCCGCACUGCCUGCAACAUCUCCAGCGGCAAGACAAAGUCGGAAGAACGAUUUGAAUGCAAAAAGGGACGAACACUUUUAAGAAGCAGAAGUCCACCUGGAGAAAAGUUCUGACUGAACUUCAGAAGAAAGUCAACCUACUGUUUGUGAUCAAAUCCCUCCACUUCGUCGUAGUUUUGCGCAGUAACGGCCAUCAUGCUUUUCAGAGGAGCCUUAGUGUCAGUGAUGAAGGUAGUCCUAAGUCUGAUCAUCCUUGUGAAUGGAAUGGAGUCAGCACCUACUGAACGAGGCAUCGUCAAAUUGACUCAUCCUCUCCCCGGUCUCACUCGUGCAUCAGCUGUACCAGAGAAGCCUUCAGGACCCAGUCCAAGUCGGCACCUCAAACAGUGGUUUCUGAGUACCAGAGCAGCUGCAGUGGACCGGACGACAAGACUCACGGACAGAACCACAGCGGGGACGAUCACCGCCGCCAUCAAGGCCGGACGACUAAGAGCCAAGCCGAGGACAGACGGUCCAGACAAACAAGCUCAGAUGCUGAAGAUGAUGUCAGUGCUGGAGGAGCUGCACAGGACAUUUAACAGCACCUUGAGCUCAAAGAUCACCAUCAUGCCAAGAGCAAAUGGAAGAAGUUCAGGAAGAAAAAAUAAAGUGCCUCCUGCUUCUGACGGAGGUGUGAAGCAAACCACUGCAGCCCCGGCAGUGGCAAACAGCACCGCUUCCAAAACCAGCGCGGACGCCGUCAUUCCCAGUCUGACAGGUCGGAACUUCAGGAAGUCCCUCCCACCGCAGACCAAGAAGACCAACAAAAGAGUGUGUUUCUGGAAGUACUGCUCCCAGAACUGAUUGUCCCUCAACUGCUGGUCUCCGUUUUUAGUCUAAGACCCUUCUCUUCUCCGCCUCCAUCUAUCCAUCAAUCCAUCCAAAUCAUCCAUCCAUCCAUCCAUCCAUCCAUCCACGGUAAGAUGUGUACAGCUUGUACAAUAUUUUAGUUGCAGGUUGGUCACCUUCCUGAAAACGUCUGGUUUAGUUCAGUCCUGAUGCUGAUUCACAAACUUCUAAAUGGUUCAGAGUAACUACAGCAGGACUGUAGAUAAAUAUGUGCUUGAUCACAUGCCAUGCCUUUUCCUUACAAAGAUGUGAACUUUAAAGAAGAGGUCACCUUGGCAUAAAACGAGGCUCACAGUUUUCCUUCUUUGUGAGGUUUGGAAAGUUCAGAGAUUUGUUAACAGGAGGAAAGACUACACUGACCACAAUACAAUAAAAUGGAUCAAUUACAAUUUAACUUGAAAAUCUAGCUUGAACUGCUAAAUCUUGCACCUUGGUUUCAUCCACCCAUCCAUCUCUUCAUCCAUCCCUCCAUCGCUCGUCCUCUCCUCUGGCACCGCUCUGACCUCUGAGUGCUAGGAGACAGUUUCCGUGGCAUCCGGAAGCCCCAAACCUCCCCCGACGCCGGCGCCAGCCUCGACUCGGACCUUUUCAUUCACUCAUUAAUUAACAAGACUGACCAAUCAAAGAAGACGAUGUGUGCCCGCGGCCGGGCUCAUGAACAAACACGCUGUUAACCCUUUCUUCACCUCGACAAACACACGUCGUUUUUGUAUGUGUGCGCCAACUUUAAAAUAAAAUUCAUUUCUAGCAUUGCAAAAACCCCAUUGUGACAAUAAAGAUUGAUAUUUUAUUUUUUACAGACACACUCUCUUUAGUUGUUAAUUAUGCGUACAGAGUCACACUCUGAGGUCACCUGCCAAAUCUCUCCAAAACAGAAGCAUGCAACUUAAAUUCUACUGUACAGUACAAGGUCAUUAAAAGGAGGUCCCCUCUUUAAAUGCAUCUUUUCAUACAUCACAUGCCUCCAGGAUCUCUCAAUGCUUCUCUUGGUUUGGUUUCAUACAAAGUCUGCAAUUGUCUGCUGAUAUAAAAUACUUUUUGGUGAGGGAUUGAGUUCUCUGAAAGGCUUAGAAAAACUGGGUUUUGUUUCAAGGUUUUGUUCAUUGGAGUUGAAAUUGGGAAAUGUUGCAUAUUGCAAUUAAGGGGCCAUUAUGCAGAAAAGCAUGAAUAAGCUAUUCUCUUAUUCUCACAUCUACAGUUAAUGUAGUAGUGACUUAAAACUUGACAUGCCAAAGGUUUACGAUUGUGUUCUUUUCACAAGAGUCAACAAACAUUAGACAUGACAUCAGCCUGCAAUUUGACAAGAUUGUUAGUUUAUUCUUGAACCACUAAGAGGUUCUAAUACCUGUUUAUCAAACUUCUCAGCACUGGUUGGUAAAGAGAAAUCAGCUGAGUGAUUCAAAAAGUGUAAAUAUUCAAACCUGUCCAUCAGUGCAGAGAGAUCAGGCCUUGAAUGAUGAACUUAAAGUCAUCGAUUUAUCUCAUUAGAUGUCUAUGAAAUAUAUCAUGCUCUGGAACUCUACAAUAAUACUAUUUAAA